Molecule: messenger RNA, 264 nt
Organism: Fonsecaea pedrosoi CBS 271.37
Lineage: Eukaryota; Fungi; Ascomycota; Eurotiomycetes; Chaetothyriales; Herpotrichiellaceae
Exons: 2
Coding region: 1-264 (87 amino acids)
Source: RefSeq, a predicted model, not a curated record
AUGGCGGGUGAUGAGAAGAAGAAGAGAGAGCUGUUAAAGGGUCCAUUGGAGAAAUCACAGCAAUGUCCUAAAGUGCCGGCUUCCAGAACGACCAUCUACUUCGCCCAACCACAGACCCAAAACCAGCGCGUAACCGUUUUCGACUCCAGCAUAACCUCUGAACCAUUCCUUGAUUCAGUUGUGCUUGAGAAUCUCAGGAAGAAGCAGCAGAUGGAGAACGAGACGAAGGGUGUUGGUGUUGGGCACAAUACGACGGCGAGAUGA